Molecule: messenger RNA, 762 nt
Organism: Arabis nemorensis
Lineage: Eukaryota; Viridiplantae; Streptophyta; Magnoliopsida; Brassicales; Brassicaceae
Source: the annotation of a GenBank genome assembly
AUGGCGAAUCUUCCCACUGUUCUCGUUACUGGUGCUAGUGGAAGAACAGGGCAAAUUGUUUACAAGAAGCUGAAGGAGAGUUCAGAUAAGUAUGUGGCAAGGGGAUUAGCUAGAACUCCUGAAGGAAAAGAGAAAAUUGGUGGAGGAGAUGAUGUUUUCAUUGGGGAUAUAAGGGAUGUUGAUAGUAUUAACCCUGCGAUUCAAGGGAUCGAUGCGCUUGUGAUCCUCACUAGCGCUGUGCCCAAAAUGAAACCUGGUUUUGAUCCCACUAAAGGUGGAAGACCUGAGUUUAUUUUCGAAGAUGGACAAUAUCCUGAACAGGUUGAUUGGAUUGGCCAGAAGAAUCAAAUAGAUGCUGCCAAGGCUGCUGGUGUUAAGCACAUUGUCUUGGUUGGUUCCAUGGGUGGAACAAAUCCGGAUCAUCCUUUGAACAAACUGGGAAAUGGGAAUAUACUGGUCUGGAAGAGAAAAGCUGAGCAGUACCUUGCUGAUUCGGGAACUCCUUACACCAUAAUCAGAGCUGGAGGACUUCUAGAUAAGGAAGGCGGUGCACGAGAGCUGGUAGUUGGCAAAGACGAUGAGCUUCUUCAGACAGAAACAAAAACCGUCCCUAGGGCUGAUGUUGCAGAAGUCUGCAUUCAGGCAUUGUUGUUCGAGGAAGCUAAGUUUAAAGCUUUCGAUCUCGGCUCAAAACCAGAGGGCACCAGUAGUCCGACCAAAGACUUUAAGGCUCUCUUCUCUCAAGUCACCUCUCGUUUUUAA